Protopolystoma xenopodis is the source of this 474-nucleotide messenger RNA. NCBI's taxonomy places the organism in Eukaryota, Metazoa, Platyhelminthes, Monogenea, Polystomatidea, Polystomatidae. The record is from the annotation of a GenBank genome assembly.
AACGUGAGCAGUAGCGAAGACUCCGAGGUGCGCAGUCAUCUUCGCACCUGCGAGGGCUUUCUUCCCUCCCUCUUGACGAUUCUGCGUGCGGCAGCAGAGGCCGGUUUCACCAACCUCAAGUCCAUCGAGCACUCCGUCUGCGCGGUGCGCAACCUCUGCUUCGCGUUGCAGGAGAUCGUCGACCCCGCCUACACCGCCCGGCAACAGCAGGCACUGUCUAUGACUCGUCCGAGGCCGGGCUCCGGACGACGCCGAGGCUCGCAGAUGUCGCGUGGCGGACCGGCCAGUCUGACAGACGGUGAGCUCGAGAGCGCCCAGUUACCGUCUCGUGAGUCCAGUUCCCGAGCUCGACGCGGCCUAUUGCGUCGCGGCAAGAAGACACGCGACAAGCCAGGCAAGUCAGUCGACUUGAGCUCGAGCUCACAUGAUGCUUUCGGUCGAGUCGCAACUUGUUCUCUGCGUCUCCGGGGCUAA